Molecule: messenger RNA, 3502 nt
Organism: Macrobrachium nipponense
Lineage: Eukaryota; Metazoa; Arthropoda; Malacostraca; Decapoda; Palaemonidae
Gene: Svip
Product: small VCP/p97-interacting protein-like
Exons: 3
Coding region: 100-330 (76 amino acids)
Biological process (GO): negative regulation of VCP-NPL4-UFD1 AAA ATPase complex assembly; positive regulation of autophagy; negative regulation of retrograde protein transport, ER to cytosol
Cellular component (GO): endoplasmic reticulum membrane
Source: RefSeq, a predicted model, not a curated record
AAUAAUUAGACUUGCAUUUCAAUGUUUUUAUCAUGUUAGCAACAUGUUUUAUGCCUACCCACUACACUACGUUCUACUUACUAUUUACCUAGGUAGCCUAUGGCGCUUGGUCAACAAUCGGUUGGACGCAGGCCAGUUUUCUUUUAUACUGAAGAACGACGAAGGCAGAUGGCAGAAGCUGCAGAAAAGCGAUUGAAGGCUCAGGAAGGCCGUGGGUUGAAAGAUCCUGAAGCCUUAAAGCAAAGACAAAAACGACAGGAGGAGCUAGAACAGAAGGAGAAACAGCUGGAAAGUGCUAGCGAAGGUGGACUUCGGUGGCAAGUCAAUUAACAUCUAUUGACACCAGAAGAGGGAUGGCUCAGGAAAUUAUAACUCCAGUAAUUUUCAGAUUCUUUAUGGUAAUAUGAUUUUAUAACCUUGUGUAGAAACACGUUUAUAUCCUGGAAAGUAUGCAAUGUUACAAGACCUCACAGGUUGACAGUAAUAACUUGAAAUAGCAAUUUCCAUUGGUGAGCAAUAUGUGCACUACUGUGUUAGUUAGACAAAGUUAAUCUUUUGCAUAUUAUUAAAAACAUAUUUUUAUAGAAAGUUAUUCCAUUUUAUCUUUAUAAAAUAUUUGUAACCAUUUAUAACUGCUGUCAGCUGAAUGUAAAACAGCAUAGUAAUACAGGACAUCUGGUAAUUGACUAUAAUACCUAAAGUAAGUAAUGUACUUUUUGUGGUGUUUGAUACUUUUAAUAGAUGAAAUGUAAAAAUAAAGUCAUGUUUUACACAUAUAAGAAAAAUUAUGACUGCUUUGCAAGAACUACAAUCAAACUGAACUUUUGUGUGGUACUUUUUUGCCAGUAUAAUGUACCUAAUCUGAUUUGUAUGUUGUCUGUCUUGUUGUAGGUUUGAAAUAACAUUAUCAUUAAAUAUUUUAUAUUAUAUUUCCAUGCAAUGUCAUAAUGUUAGGAUUUUUUCCCAUCCAGGGCUUAUACCUGUAUACCUUAUACUAUAGCCAUUUUUGGUGUUUAAAAUAGUCUUCAUAAUGCUUCAUAAUCUAGUAUAUUUUUCAUGUUAGUUCAUAAUUUUUAUAUACAGAACUACUCAUUAGAUUUUGACUCGAUAAAAAGUUAUUGCUGUGUUUUAUGAAUGACUAGAUAAAUUUUGACCUUUGGAAUUCAACAUAUGUAUCCUUUGAUCUUAGUGAAUGCAUGAUUUAUUAUGAGGUAAUUGGAAAAUUAGUUCCCAGAAGUGUGCAUUUUCAUUCAGUGCAAAGUUCUGUGGUAUAAAUGUAGAUAUGUUUAAUAUUAUCCUCCAAGACAUGAUAAUUAGUAUUUUGCAGCAAGUAUAAAUAUUACGAAACAUAUUGGGCUAGGGGCCCUGAAAAUUACCUUGAAAUAGUUUUAUUUGUGGAUAAUGUUUGAUACAAGAUAUGCUUAAUACAAGAUCUGCCAUCUCAUAUUUGAGGAGUUAUUGGGUAUGGAAAGUUUGUAAAGAUAAGUAUAUUUAUUUAAUAUAUUUGUAUAUAACAUGAUUUUGUAUAUUUGUAGAAGAUUAUAUGGAAAAAUACUGGGAGUACCAAAACACUAUUGUACAUUUGAACCAGUGACUUAUGAUACCAGUUUGUAAUAUAUAUAUUUUAGUAUAAGAAGCUAGGUACUUAAUCUUUCAGUGUCAUAUUUAAAGUAUAUUUUGUCAGGUGGCAUUCUUUCUGAAAUCUCGUGUAUUAAUUACGUAUACUUUAAAAACUCUUAUCCUUAAGGAUUUUGGUAACCUACCAUUUUUACCCUUUCAUUAACCUCUGGUUUUAAAGAGGUACAUUCACUGAUGGAAAGGUAACCUUUAUUAUGUUGAUAGUGGUUUGGCUUUGCUCUGUAACUCCAUAAUGGUUUCAGUCUAGUUUACCUGUUAUGAGAGGUCUCUAUUAAGAAAAAUUGUUGAACAAAAUAUUUUGGUUCCAACUUGGCUCUUUCAGAAUGACACUCUCCAUGGUGAGUACACUGAUUUUAAUUUUCUUUUCCAAUCUGAAAUGCAGUGAUUUCUUUUUAUCCCUUCUGUUGUCUGAAAUCUGCUAUGUACCAAGUAAAUUACAGCUUAAAGGGGAAAAUGGGAGGGGCCAGUUUAGCAGUUAAGGGAGUCCUGUGCUUAACAAUAAAAUCAUGGCUAAGGAGUGACCAAGCAGGUGUGUUGUGUGGUGCAGUGUUUAGGGUUUGUUUACCAUUUGCAAUUCCCUCAAGACCUCCUGACUUAAUUCACUGUCUAACCAUCCAAAGCUGAAUUCCACCCUUAAAGGUCACACAUUUCACAGAAAAGUUAGAUUGAGGAAAAUUUACUAAGAACUUGAAGAAUAUCUUUACAAAUGCAUUCCAGAACUGGAAAUUAAAACUAACAGUAUAUUAACUGGAGGAGACAAAGUUGUGACCCAAGCAAUGACUUUUUCAAUUUUUGUUGUUGUGGACAGUGUUCUGAUUUCAUUGAAAUGUAUUUUAUUGUUAUUUAAUAUAAGCAAUGCUAUUCUAUACACUUCUUAAUACUGAUUUGUAUUAUUCCAUUUUAAGUAGUCAUUGAGGUUAUGAUUGAUAGCUAUGUAACUGGUGGUGUCACAUGAGAUAUUACAGUUUGCCACUUUUUUUUUUUUUUUUUUUUUUAUCUUGUAACGAAUCUCUUUGUAAGAAUUGUGAUGUAAUUUGCACCUUCAUCUUUAGUACUUAAAAGGUAAUUGCAUUGACGAGAGUCCUAAUGUCUCAAUAUCAGUUGUGCAAUGAACAUUUUCUUUAGGCAGAGGUCCUAAAUUAUUAUAAAUUGAUUGAAACUUAAAAAAUGUUACCAUUCUGCCGUAGAGGGACCCAUUGCCAAGUUCACAAGUUCUUCAGAAAUAUGAAAAUAGAUGAUAUAAGAAAACUGAUUUUCAAGUAAUAUUUUUAGGUUCUGUGAAUGAGUACCUUUAUUCAUUUUGGAACAUGCACUUAAUGAUCAAUGUAAAUUUAACUUAAUGUUUGUACGUAAAUGAAAAAAAAAAAAAAUGUUUCAUUUAACUUCAUGUUUGUUGGAUUUUGUCUUUUCUAUAACAACAUUUAUUGGUCUAGAGAGAUGGAUUCCUUUUUCCAGGUAUGUUUGUAUUUUGGGUAUUCAUUAUAAGCUGUUGAAUCAUGUGGUGGGUCUAGUUACUGAAAGAAGGCAAUGGUAGCAAAUUAUAUUAGGUAGGUAGUAAGUGUAUACAAUGCACAUAAAAUAUACCUAGCUGUUUAAAAUUAAAUAAAAUUUUUGAUUGACAUUAUUUUUUCUGUAGCAUGGCAAUUUAAAUUGUUUACCAUUUAUUUGUAAGGAUUACUUUUGAUGUUUUACUAUUUAUAAUUGGUUUUGUGAUGCUAAGCAUUGUUUAGCUCAAUCAGCAACAACUCAGUGCAUGAUGCAAUGAGCAUCUGAAAUUCUGCUGCUGUCAUAUCUAUCUAAUUUAUAGACAGACUUGCAAUUAAACUGUAUUUUUCCUCACGGUAUUAAAUGUCACUAUAUCCUG